AUGAGUAGGAAGAAUAUCAUCCUCUUUGGGCAGGCAGGGGCAGGAAAAAGCUCACUCAUCAAUCUCAUGGCAGGAAAGAAUGCAGCAGAGACAUCCAUGGACCUGAAAUCCUGCACACUACGCUGGCAAGAAUACCCCAUCGAAUUCGAUGGCGGGUCUUAUAAGGUGUUCGACACUGUUGGACUCGAGGAACCCCAGCUGGGAAUCCCACAAUUCCUCGAUGCUGUCGAGAAUGCCUAUAAGCUCAUCCAGGAUUUGGAGAGCAAAGGCAGCAUUGAUCUGCUUCUAUUUUGCAUGCGCGCAGGCAGACUCACUGCUACGCUUCAAAACAACUACCGGCUCUUUCACGAAUUCCUCUGUGACAAAAAGGUUCCCACCAUUUUAGUGAUCACGUACCUCGAAAAUGAGGUCGGAGCGAUGGAUGACUGGUGGAAGAGGAACGAUGAAAUUUUCAAAGACCGGGAGGUCCAUGUCGCUGGCCAUGCGUGCAUCACCGCCAUCAGAGGCAACUUUGCACGCCGGUAUGAAGAAUCGCGGAUCACGGUACGCAACCUUGUCAAGGAGUUCACUGCCGACGGGCAGAAACGAGCAUGGAAAGGAGGUGACAACCUGUUCGUGUCGUUCAUGCGUAAGCUGAAGGAGCUACUGGUGGGGAGUGGGAAAUCGCGUAUGAAGAAGGGUAUGGUGACUCGCCUCACCAAGCGUUGCGGUAUGUCUUCAGAUGUCGCAAAGCAAUUAGCUGAUAGGAUCAAAAAAGACGAGGUAUAA
Molecule: messenger RNA, 768 nt
Organism: Suillus clintonianus
Lineage: Eukaryota; Fungi; Basidiomycota; Agaricomycetes; Boletales; Suillaceae
Product: P-loop containing nucleoside triphosphate hydrolase protein
Exons: 1
Coding region: 1-768 (255 amino acids)
Molecular function (GO): GTP binding
Source: RefSeq, a predicted model, not a curated record